Paraglomus occultum is the source of this 1122-nucleotide messenger RNA. NCBI's taxonomy places the organism in Eukaryota, Fungi, Glomeromycota, Glomeromycetes, Paraglomerales, Paraglomeraceae. The record is from the annotation of a GenBank genome assembly.
AUGCGUUCUUUGAAAUCAAAGCUAACCAAAACCGCCAGGCCAUUCUGUUUUAAACCUUCACCCACCGACAGACGCUUUUAUACAAGAGAUUCAUCUGAUCCAUCUAAGUUCAGAUUGAAAGAUACGCAAUGGAAGAAACCGGCGACGCAUGACCGAGACAUGAAUAGAUUGGAUCUGCCAAUACGCGAUCCGAUAGAAGCUCAAAGAAAACCCCAAAGAACGCAGGAGGAACUGGCGGAUGUUCUGCAAGGUUUUCUACAUCCUAACCAACACAAUUCCAAGUCAACCGCACGUGAUAUAGGCUCUAUACGAAAAUCGAUCAAUUCUGAUACGUCAUAUCCUCGCUCUGGCAAACCUUUCAAACGAUUUCCCUCUGAUCGAUUUGCAUCCAAAGAUAUCCGCUCUCCCGAUGGCUCUUCCAAUUGGUCCACAGACCGCAGGUAUCCAAAGGCCUCUCAACCAUUGCCCUUUUCACGAUCUCCAUCAAGGACAGAUGUUCCUACACCAAAGCGAGAUUGGAAAUCUCCAAGACCACCUCCUUGGCCCAAACGUCUUCCAGCAGUUGAAAAGCCUGCUCAGCCGUGGCCUCGACAUGAUGCUCCAGAUCAACCAUUUCGCGCAGCUCCAGCUCCAGUCACGACUCCUACACCAAUACAACAACCGAGACCUUCCGUAGCCCCGGCUGUCGUCGAUCCGCAAGCACCAGCCGAAAUAAUCGAGCCGGAGGUUGCCGCGGAGGAAAUAGACGAUCUGACUGAUAUUGGGGAUGUAUCUCGACCAAAGAGCAAACUUGUCAGGCGUGACGAAGGGCGAUCAAAAGAAGGGCUUUCCAAACGAGAACGAUUCUUUAAGAAAAAACAAGAGGACGAAUUAGAUGAUGGAUUGACUUAUGAUGAAUUGGAACUGAGUGAAAGGAAAAAGGAGAAAAAACAAACUAUCAAAGUCGAGGAAAAGAUUAAAAAAGAAGUCUAUCUGCCUGAAGCUAUCAGCGUGGCUAAUCUUGCAAAGGUGAUUGGGUUACGAUUGGUGCUUACAUCCGAGGUAGCAAGCCUAAUUGCUCUCGAGUACGACUUAAAUCCCGUAAUAAAUCAGGAUGUGGCAAUUGAUCUGUUUCCAAAGUAG